UUGUAAACAAACACGCAAUACACAAAAACAUACAUAUGUAUGUUGUUGUGUACGUUGUUGGGUAAAACCAUUUAAAAGUGAAUUUCAAAUGUAUGCACGAAAUGUUGGACAAUUGUACGAAAGGCGUGAAAUCAUCACACGUACCUUAUCAAGUUUAAUUCAAGCCAUUGAAAAGAACGACUCUGAAACAGUUCGAGACAUUUUAUGCACCAUCAAAGGAGAACAGAGUAGCAUCCUUCUCGCCUAUGGAACAGCUAUUCAGAACGGUAAUCUAGAUAUAGUACGACAUUUCAUCGACCUAGGACAUGUCCGAGUAGAUGAUACGAACCUGAUGUUCGGAGAGACGGUCCUCAUGCAAUCCGUCAGAUAUGGACAUUUGUCUGUCGUCAAAUAUCUUCUCCAGAACGAGGCAAAUGUCAAUCUCAAAAGUAGUCAAAAUGGAGUCACAGCUCUCCAUGUCUGUGUCAGUGGACCGGAAAGUCCACCAAAUAACAUAGACAUUCUUAAAAGUCUUCUAACAAAUAAUAAGAUAGACAUAGAAGCAAGAGACAAUGACGGUAAUACCCCGCUUAUGAAAGCUUCCGGCCAAAUUAAGUAUGAAGAAAUGAAACGUUUACUAGAGGCUGGGUGUGAUAUGUUUACCAUGAAUCAGAGACGGGGACAUAUAGCGCCUCACUUCUGUUUGUUGACACACUAUCACCCAAACUAUUCGCGCGAAGCUGGAAGGUGCUUUCGUCUGUUUUUAGAGUGUAGAAUAAACCCUGACUUCCGUGAUCAACGAGGUUUUCCUUCGAUUGGCUAUGUUAUAGAUACUGGCAAUUACGAGAUUUUACAUCAGCUUCUAUACGUGAACUGUGAUAUAAAUAUCUUAUAUCGGGAUCUACCGGACCAAAUGAUACAGUUUCCCCCACUUAUACACGCUUAUCAAAAAAUGCAGACGUUUAUACAAAUUUUAGUUGCAUCUGGAUGUGAAAUUUACAAAUGGCAUGAAAUAUUAAAGUAUGACCUUCCUGGCACUGAUAAAGAUCUGAAUUGUACGAGAAAAUAUCUUAAACCGCGCAAGUUAAAAGAAUUAUGCCGUAUUAGUAUACGCAAAAAACUUGGGUAUUAUCCCCAUACCAUCAUAGAUCAACUCGGUUUGCCAAAAGUUCUAUGUGAUUAUAUUUUAUUAAAGGACGUCUUUGAUGUUGAUCUAUCCUGACAAUUAAGUCCAUCGAAACAGAGUUUAUUAUCCUUGGUAGUGUGGCAGUAUAAAUCCGUGAGAA
Messenger RNA from Mytilus trossulus (common blue mussel), 1265 nucleotides. RefSeq names its product E3 ubiquitin-protein ligase MIB2-like. The transcript has 2 exons. Gene Ontology annotation, biological process: intracellular signal transduction. Gene Ontology annotation, molecular function: protein binding. NCBI's taxonomy places the organism in Eukaryota, Metazoa, Mollusca, Bivalvia, Mytilida, Mytilidae. The record is from RefSeq and is a predicted model, not a curated record. Bases 89 to 1201 code for a protein of 370 amino acids.